UUCUUUUUCCAGUUUAAGUGCCAGAGUUCCUCGGUGUUUUAAAACAUAAUUUGGACUGUAAAUGUGGGUGAAAAGGGCGCGGAGGUUAUUGCGUACGACAUUUUGGAUUUUUAGUUGCUUUUGUCGGUGUGAAAAGCCCACUUAGGAGACGUUUCCGCUGAGAAAGUUUUUUUGUGUCGUAAAUGGAACCGUGAAAAGUUUGAAACGUGGCCGAAAUGCCGAGCUCCUCCGCCGCCGUGCCGCAUGGAUCCCAUCGGGAAAGGAUACAGUCUAACAUACCUCCCCGAUCUGUUGCAGAGGGCUUAGAGGCGACAUUUGUGUCUGGUGGAUUUUUCUGAAGGAAGAAAGGUUUAUUGUGAUUUCUGAACGAGCCAUUCUUCAGAUCCCGCCCGCCUGGAUAUCACGAGUCAUUGCUGUAAUGUGUUUGCUUACAGCCUUUGAAGGUCAGCAGGAUGGCUGAAAAGGAACCCGAAUCGCCUGGAAAACUAAAGACAUUAUUAUAGCCGGAAUUGGCUUUUUCGGAAUACGGGGCCUAUCCGAACGGACGAUUUCUUUUCACAACUUUUCUCUCUGUGGAUAAUGGAUGGCAGAGAUUUUGGACCUCCCCGAUCCGUCCACGUACCACCUCCGUUGUUGGCGGGGCUCGCAAUGGAGUCUCACCGACUCGGAGCAGCAGCUGCAGCCGGGAGGAUCCCUCCCUCGCCCGGUCACUUGGGCGCGAGUCAUCCGCCGCCUCUCCACUCUGGAAAAUUCUUGCCAUCGACCAUUAACCUACAUCCACACCACAGCGAUGCCUUCCCGGCAGGCUCCAGUCCAUUCCUGUCAGGUUAUCCAGGCCCCUCGUCCUUGACCUCUGACCCCGCAGCGUACCGAUCGGCCAAUCCCAGCGGUCUGCAGAUGGCUCAGGUCUGGGCAUCACACGCUCAUGAAGGCUACCCUCCUCUGCCAAGCAGCCUGUACUCCAGCCCCUACCUGUCCCUGGGCCACCUGGAUCCUCCCUCGCUCUCCCAACACCCUCUCUAUGACUCGCAUAAAGAGGGCUUUUACCUGCCAGCCUCCUUGAGCCAGUUGCCUCUCCACCCGCCGUCUGCUCCACCGACCACCCCGUCCAGCUCCACACCCCCUCAGAGGUUGUCCCGGGAUGGGGGUAGAGACCGGCAUUACCGGGUGGAGAGGGAGAGAGAGAGGAACAGAGAGAGAGAGCAGUCGAGAGAGGAGCAGAGGCCGCACAGCGUGGUGGACCUGACACAGGACGGGAGGAGCGAGGAGGACCGCAGGGCGAGGAGCGGCGACCGGGAACGAGAGAAAGAAAGGGACCGGGACACAGAGAGAGAGAUUUGGUCCUUCCAUCCUCACCCCCACCAGCAGAAGUCACACUCCCAACCUUCCACAGUGGAGCCCAGAUCCAGGCCGUCACCUUCGCAGCCCUCCUUCCCUUCAGGUGGGGGUGGGGCAGGAGGUGCGGGCAGGUUUCAUGGACCAGACACAGACAGAGGGGGCCGGGAUGAAGAGGGGGGCUCUCGACCCCACCAUAACUCUAACGCUAACUCAAAUAACUCAAACUCUCACUCAGACAGACAAAGGAGGAAUGACUCUGUGGCCACCUCACCUGGGGCGCUCCACGUUUCCUACACCCUUCCUCCUGCGCUUCAGCCCUCCGCUGCUGGCCCACCCCACCCCUCCACUCCCAGAGAGCUUAACAGAGAGCAGCGAGUCACCGCACCGACAUAUGUGCCUUCUGUGGAGGUUUACGACGAGCGGGCUGGGCCCAUCCAGAUCGCCUCGCAGGCUCGCGACAAGCACGGUGACAAACACAGAGACAGAGAAAGGGAGCGAGAGCGCGACAGAGAGCGAGAGCGGGAGAGAAACAGGGAGAGGGAGAGCUACAGGAUUCCUGAGAGGAGCUUGAUGGAGCAUCCUCGGCUCUCCCAAUCUAGCGAUUCAAACAAUCAAAGAGAGGAAGGUUCUGUCAUUUGUUCCAAUGGUUCUAUUGGUAAACGAGGCCAGGACGCGUUUAACUCCUCCAGUCAAUCAAGGUUCAGCCCUGAAACCAGGGACAUCUCUAAACACUCAAUCCGAUUGGGCAUAGAGCGGGCAGGGGCAGAGCCUAAGUGGAAUACUAUCAGCCCCUUAGCAAACUAUGCCACAAGUCACAUGGCUGCCCUGGCAGCCCAGCACGGACACACUAUCUCCUCCCCCCAUAGCCAGCCGACACACACACAAAUGCCCCAUUCCCCUCACACAUCCCACCGGCCCAGCAACCACCCUCACUCUGCCCACAGCCAUUCCCCCCAAACACACCCCUCCCAACACGGACAUGGUCAUGCAGGUGAGGAGGGGAGUCAGAGACGGUACCUGGACCCAUCUGCGCUUUACCGACCUGGGUUGUCGUUGGUAGGAGGGUCCAGUGGUGGAGAGCGAAGCGGGGGUGCGGGUUCGGAUCCCACAGAGGUUUCAGCCAUGCAGAGUCUGAUUAAAUACAGUGGGAACUUUGCUGCUGAAGGUCCUGGGUCGUCCAGGCACGCUGCAGAUGGCCGAGGGCCCUUCGGCGGUCUGGCUAACAUUGGGACGGAAGCCGAGAGGGAGAGGGAAAAGGAUAGAGAGCGUGAAAGAGACAGAGAGAGGGAGAAAGAAAGAGGGCGUGAAAGAGAGAGAGAGAGAGACAGGGAAAGGCUGUCAGUUGGAUCGGGUGCUUCAGGGGCAUUGAGGGUGCCUCCCCAGCUAAAGAGAGAGCAGGAGCGGCCGGACAGCGCCCGCUCGUUUGGCCGGGAGGCGGAGGGGGAGGUACGCCACCCUCCGGUUGGCAUUGCUGUAGCUGUGGCCCGGCAGAGAGACAGUGGGAGCUCCUGUAAACAGACCAGUGGACCUUCAGACUCCCAGAGAACCCUGAUGCAAACAGCUAUUAAAGAUGAGGAGCGAGGGGACGACCAUGCUCGUCAUCAUGAUGACAGACUGCUGUCUGGCCGGCUGGAGCGCGAGCAGGAGAAAGUGCUCAGAGAGUCCAAGGAGCUGGCAGAGUUUACUCAGAUGCACCCUGCUCCGCUGUCUAGCGGCCUGACAGCUAGUAUGAUGACACCCAGCCUCAUGACCCCCAACCUUAUGGUAACAGGAGGGGCCGCCCUGGCAGGGGCAGGGCGAUGGCCUCCCGACCCCUCAACUCUGACCUCUCACCCCUGGAUGCCCCGUCCUGGGGCUCCCCCAGUCUGGCUCUCCAGCUCACCUUACAGCCUGGGUCCUUCCUCACUCCACCAGACCCUCCCCCCAGGCUACCCACCCUCUCUGCCAGGCUCCAUACCCCCUCACUACCAGUUUGCCAGGGACCCACAGUCUGGACAGCUAAUAGUCAUCCCCACUGAACACCUGCCACACUAUGGAGGUGAUGUACUGGAGCGUGGAGCCCCUGUGUGGUCAGGGGGAAUAUACAGUACAGGCAGCUCCUUGCAGCAUGCAGCCCAGCUCCAGCUCCUCUCCCAGCAGCAGAUGCUCCGGCAACAGGAGCUGCUCAUGAUCCAGCAGCACACCGCGCAGGUCCUGGAGCUGCAGAGGAACGCACAGCUAGUUGAGCGUUUAAAGGCCAGUGAGCAUCGGCCGGAGAUGGAAGAAAAAGCAGACAAGCGGAACGCCGACCCCAAACUCCGCCCCACCUCGGUAUCUUCCCCGUCUCCCUCACCCGUCCUGCACCCCCGCAAACCGCCCCCCCACUCUCGCUCGCCAACCCCGUCUACCUCCUCCCUCACCCCGCUGCCUCCGCUCCCUUCGCCAGUGACCACCCUCAAGUCAGAGGAAGGUGGGCAGAGAGUGUUGUCUCACCCGCCGACACCCCUGCCUCACCCGCCUUCUCCACGCUCAGCCUCUCCGCCUCCAUCCUCCCCACGGCGACCUAAACAGGAGGUGUCCGAGGAGGGCGAAGUGGGACGGAGGGACCAGAGAAGGGGACAGAAGCCGGCCUCUGCGUCCUUUCAAGGCAUCUACUCUGAUCUCCCUCCAGGUUACCCAUACCAGUCCAUCAGUGCCCCAUUUGGCUCAACUUUCCCCCCUUAUCACAUCCCAGCACCCACAGGGGCAAACACAGAAGUUGUCCCACCCCACCACUCCCGCUCUCCUGCCUCUGCUGCCCCUUUGCCCUCAGCCCACCUCCAUUCAAGGCUGUUGGAUGCAGACAUCAAGCCAGAGAAAGUAGAGCCGUCAAAGACGGGAUCUUUUCUCAAGCAGGAACCCGGCGUGGAGCCGCCUCAGCUUGACAUGCCGCCAGAACCUCUGGGUCCCCUUCACCAGAGCUGCAGCCCUGUGCUAGCCAGCCAGGACAGAGACGAAGACGGGGAAGCCCAGAAGCCCCAUGCUCAAACGCUUCCUCUUUGUGUCCCCAGCCCUCCACUGCAACGAGCUAAAAGACUGGAAGAAGUAAGGGAGGAAGAGAAGGAAGGAGGGCAAAUCAAAAUGGAGGUGUCAUCUUACUCCUGUCAGGCUGCAUAUCCCCUGCCUCCUCCACACACAGAAGCCGAGCCGAAACCAGAGGUCAUCAAGGAUCCAGAACGAUACCCAUCAUGCAUCACUGCAGAUUCAGACAGCCAGGAAUCAGGUCUGAUGUGCUCGUCACUAGAGCAAACCACCAGUGCUAUGUGUGACCAAGAACAGCCAGACACUCGAAUCAACUCACACACUCCCAUUCAAAAAGAAAGUGUCGCUGAAACUCCCAUUUAUCCUCAUCCCACCUCCAACUCCCCACUCACGCUGGUCACCGGUCCAGAGGAUCCCAUGGCAGGGAUGCUUGCUCUGCUGACGGCCAGUGAAAUGGCCCAGGCACGCCCCUGUACCCCGCCUGCUCAAAUACUCAUACCGCAAAUAGAAAACCCUCCCCUGGGUGCAGACUGCAGCAGCGCCGGUGCUCUGGAGAUGGUGGCACUAGAGGGGAUGGCCCUGCUUAGCCAAAUGGCCCAGCAUGAGAUGGAGAACAUCAGCCUGGAGCGAGAUCUGACUUUAGAGGGUUUGGACUGUCUUCUUGAAGCAAGCAGGCAGAUUUUGUUGGAGGCCAUUGAGAAACAGUCCCACAUUGAUCUGCCCAGAACGCUGGACCCCAACAAGAAGUACAGCUGGAGGCAGAGGAAGGAGGAGCCGCUGUACAGUAAAAUGUCUGUGGACGUGUUGGAUGCAGUGGAAGUGGAAUACCGCGUUCGCCUGGCCGAGCUGCAGAAGACGUAUAAGGAGAAGCAGAGAGAUUUGAGCAGGCUGCAGAGACGCAGAGACAAACGUGAGCGUCAGCAGCAGGAGGAUGAGAGGCGGAGUCUGACAAGGCGGGGCAGAGGACGACCCAGGAAAAGGAAACACUUAACUACACCUCCUAAACUGGACAGCAGGCCUGGAAAGGUGGGUAGGACAGUGCAAUACUCGGAGGACUCUGAAGCUGGGGAGGGACAGAAGAAGAGGUUCCGGGUGUCCAGAGGAGAAGAAGAGGAGACGGAGGCAGGAAGUGGAGGAGUGAAGGUGAAAAAGAAGAAAAAGAAGAAGAAGAGCUGGAAUGACCAGGAGCCAUCCACUAGUCAUUCUCUGGAGCAGAAGGCGAAGCGUGGCCACGUCUGUGAGCAGGAGCAGCUGGCGUCAGACCUCGACAGAGCGCUCUCGCUCUCGCAGCUCGGCUCACUCAGUGCGUCUCGCAAACUUGCCUCCAGCUCAAAAGUAGUUAACAAGUCGAAGGGCAAGUCUGUGGAAAGUCAGAUGAAGGAGCGUGGCAUCCACCCGUCUGUCAAAGGAGGGAAGCACAAAAUGGCUGCCAAGGCUUCUGCUUCGGAGACCGUCCAGAAGGAGAAAGGUCAGAAGAAGACUGCUUUGUUCUCUCCCAUGAGAUCAGAGCUCAGCAGCUGCUCCAACAACUCAGAUUCAGAGGAGCGCACUUCUGCUCAAAGGGGCUGGCCCCCUCCCUCAGGGACGCGUUCCCUAGACAACCUGACCAGGAAGAGGCGGUCUGCAUCGUCGCCGACAUCCCUGCUAUCCAGUCAAAAGUCUCAGAAGAAGAAACACAAGCACUUAUCCCUGCUGCUGGAGGAAGCGGGCCUCAGCUCCUCUGACGACUCCUUCGACCAAGAGACCUCCGAGGAUGACGACGACAAUGAGGAUGAGUCCGAUUCGGACGAUGAUGGCGGCUGUGAGGAGAGCGGGCUGGGUCUGCUGGCCAGGUUUGCGGCGAGCGCGCUCCCAGUCAGCUCCACCCCAUUGAGCCUUCUCCAUGACGGCAAACACCGCAGCAGGCAAAGCACUCUGGGGUCAUCCGAGUGUGAGUGGUCGGACUCUGGCUCGGACUUGCGGCUGAGAAAGUUCCCCUCCCUUCUGCACGGCAAACGCUCUGUCCCAGAGCUCCCCUUGUUGCCCCCGGCAACCCGCCGCAUCGACCAGACCAGCCCCACCAAGCAAGACGAAGCACAGCCAGUCAAACACAAGCCUCUUCCCAAACCACGGCCUUCUCCCCGGUCGCCACGGCAGUUUAGCUUCGACCUCCCCACCAGCUCUGGGGUCGGAGGCUUCAGCGAGGACGAGGGCUGGAACCGACGACGCAGUGAGAGGAUUUUCCUCCAUGAUGCCACCGCCUCGGCCAGUCAGAUGUCUGUGUCUGCCUCUGCUUCCACCAGUCAGAGCUCCCCCUCCAGCUCAGCCCCACCUCUCACCCCAAAGCCCGCCUCCAGACCCAAACCCACUCCGCCCAGCAGAGAGGGGAAAGAUGCGGUGAAAAAAAAGAAGCUGAAGGUCUCUCCUCUUCCUGUGAGCCCGUCCACUCUGUGUAGUCCAAUCCCAGAGGGCCCUGUCCCUCUAAGCCUCAGCCCGGCACGCAAGAGCCAACCAAAAGCCAAGACCAAGGCCAGAGAGCCUUCCAGGGGAGCGGUGAGCCGGCUGAUGGAGAGCAUGGCGGCAGACGAAGACUUCGAGCCCAACCAGGACAGCAGCUUCAGUGAAGAUGAACUCCUCCCACCGCGCAGCAACAGCGUGUCGGAGAGGUCCUCCACACCUGCUCCAGUGCAGUGCGUGUUGGAUAAGGACUCUCUGGUGGAUGGACUCCGAGUUUUGAUCCCGAUGGACGACCAACUACUGUACGCGGGACAUGUGAACACUGUACACUCCCCUGACAUAUACAGCGUGGUGGUGGAGGGGGAGAGAGGGAACCGACCGCACAUCUACUGUUUGGAACAACUGCUGCAGGAGGCUAUAAUCGAUGUGAAACCUCCAUCUGUGCGCUACCUCCCAGAGGGCACCCGCAUCGCUGCCUACUGGAGCCAGCAGUACCGCUGCCUUUACCCCGGCACUGUUGUCAGCGGAAGUUCCGAUAUUGACGAGAAUGAUGAUCUCAUCACGGUGGAGUUUGACGACGGCGACACCGGCCGCAUCCCCCUCUCACACAUCAGACUGCUGCCGCCAGACUACAAGAUCCACUGCGCUGAGCCUUCCCCUGCACUACUCGUGGCCAGCUGCUCUAGGAGACGAGUCCGCAAAUGCAGCAAAGAGGGCAAAGAGGCCGCCACAAAGCCAGAGGAGGCUGUGCCUAAGAUCAAAGGAAAACCUGGUCGCAAACCCAAACCCAAACCAGAAACCUCCGUGAAGCCUGAGGGUCCUGCAUCUUCCUCCACCCAGGCUGCAGAGCGACCCCAGCCUCCAGCCAAGCCUCCCCAGGACAGGACCUCUACUGUACAGAAGGCAGCUCAGGAGAAGCCCCGGCCUGCAUCCCGGCCGACAAUGGCAAUCCAGGCAAAGCCGGGCCGCAAGAGUUCCACCACGUCCCCUGCAAGUAGUCCUACCCUUCCAAACCCAGUGCCCAGGAAAGCCAGCUCAGCCCUGCCUCCUGCUCCUAAAACUGCCCGCGCUCUACCCCCAUCCCUCUACCCCUCCACCUAUGGGAAGGUCCUGACUGUGGAUCUGUACAGCGAGCCCAACCUCAGCUCAUACAACAACCAGCGCAGAGAAAGAGAAAAUUCCAGCAGUGUCAGUCCCACCACCAACAGACCGAUGUCCAGGCCCAAUAUAGCAUCAUCAUCUACUGCACCCAAGCAAAGUGCUUCGUCCACACCAAGACCCACUUCUGCUUCCACACCCAAAACCAAGCCCUCCUCGGACCAUCACAGCAGCUCCAGACCUAGCCUCAGCUCUGGGCUCAUACCCAGCCCCACCUCCAGGCUGUCAACAGGCAAGCCUGGCUCUUCACUGACUCCCAGACCUUCAUCAUCAUUGUCUUCAUUAUCUUCAUCAUCUGCCCUCAGACCCAAACUGAAGAUGCCAUCCGACCAGCUAUCCUCCAGCCCCAGACCCAGCCCCAUCUCCAGACCCAAGUCCAGCUCAGGGCAAAAUGACAUGGGCUCGCUUGUGAGGCGCAAGCCACUGUCUGCGGAGCCCCUUGUGAAGCUCGACCAUGAAGGUGUCACCUCCCCCAAGACCAAGAAGACCAAGGCUCUGAUGUUGCUGGAGGGUCGGGGGGUCAGACGGGACCACACCCCCAUAACCACAACCACAGCCACAGCCAAUCAGAAACUGCUAAAGGCUAAACUGAGAGCUCCAGAUAGAGAAACCGGCCUGCCAGAGAAAGACUCCACCUACAAAGUGCCAACGCUGGCUAAAGAGAAAGCAGAUAGUCGUGGAGGUGCUGGUAGAGGACAGGAGAUGGACAGCAGAGAGGAAAGGGGUAAAAAAGAGGAGAGAAAGGAAGCGGAGAAAAGAGAGGAGAGAAAGAUGAAAGAGGAAUCUCAGAGUAGCAGCAGCUCAGAGUCGGAGGAAGAAGGGGAGAAAGGGAAGAAGAAGUGCAAAAAGAAGAAAUGCACCUCAAGUUGCUCUUCUUCCUCUUCAUCCUGCUCUGGUUCAUCCUCAUCUUCUUCAUCAUCAUCAUCUUCGUCAUCCUCUUCGUCCACUGAUGACUCCUCCUGCAGCUCAGACGAAGAGAGGACCCUUACGCCCCCACCAGGCCCUGCCUCUCCUCCUCCGACAAAGGACAAACCAAAAGAAGAAACGAAAGAAGAAGAAGUGAAGAAGGAGGCGGAGGUAAAAGUGGAGGAAGAAGAGCUUUCUCCUCCCUCCCAAUCUCCCUCACCUUCAACCUCUCCUACUCCUGCUGCUCCUGCUCCAACUAAACCCGCUAAACCAGCCACCGGGAAAGGGUCCGGGCAAAGGGGUCGUCCUCCGAAACCAAAGCCCGGCGGAGGAGAGGGGAAGGUGGGGAGACCAAAGCGGAGAGAGGGGGUCCAUCUCCCUACAACCAAGGAGCUGGCUAAACGUCAGAGGCUUCCCAGUGUGGAGAACAGGCCCAAGAUUUCUGCUUUCCUUCCAGCCAGACAGCUCUGGAAGUGGUUUGGGAAACCCACACAGAGACGCGGUAUGAAGGGCAAAGCUAAGAAGCUCUUCUAUAAGGCUAUUGUGCGUGGCCGAGAGAUGAUCCGCAUCGGUGACUGUGCUGUGUUCCUGUCUGCCGGCCGGCCCAACCUGCCGUUCAUCGGCCGCAUACAGAGCAUGUGGGAGUCGUGGGGCAGCAACAUGGUGGUCAGAGUUAACUGGUUCUAUCAUCCAGAAGAGACAAAUCCCGGCAAGAAACUAACCGACAAGAAGAACUGGGAUCAGAUGUGUGGUCAGUCUUUACCAGCAGCUCUGCAUUCUUCUAUCCAGAGAAAAGACUUCAUGGAGCGCGCCCUCUACCAGUCGUCUCACAGCGACGAGAACGACGUACAGACAGUCAGCCACAAGUGCCUGGUGGUAAGCGUGGAGGAGUAUGAGCAGAUGACCCACACGCGCCGCUAUGCUGACAGCGAAGACCUCUAUUACCUGGCCGGCACCUAUGAACCCACCACGGGCAUGAUCUUCAACACAGACGGAGUCCCAGUCCUCUGCUGA
This is a messenger RNA of Micropterus salmoides (largemouth bass), 9852 nucleotides long. RefSeq names its product trinucleotide repeat containing 18 (gene tnrc18). Bases 580 to 9852 code for a protein of 3090 amino acids. The transcript has 30 exons. Lineage: Eukaryota; Metazoa; Chordata; Actinopteri; Centrarchiformes; Centrarchidae. Gene Ontology annotation, molecular function: chromatin binding. The record is from RefSeq and is a predicted model, not a curated record.